Molecule: messenger RNA, 1106 nt
Organism: Eupeodes corollae
Lineage: Eukaryota; Metazoa; Arthropoda; Insecta; Diptera; Syrphidae
Product: phospholipase A1 2-like
Exons: 3
Coding region: 67-1083 (338 amino acids)
Biological process (GO): lipid metabolic process
Molecular function (GO): lipase activity
Source: RefSeq, a predicted model, not a curated record
AAAGUAUAAAAGCAAAAUUAUGGAAUCGUAUUAACCACAUAACAUACAGUUUAUUAAAAAUUAAAAAUGAAGAAGUACGCUAUUUUUGUCGUAGCAGUUUUUGUACUUAUUGCAAGAAGUAAAGCUUUCCCUGCUGAAUCAAAUGGAAGCAUUAAAGAAACAAGUUCAGAGGAACCGGAUCGAGUUCAUUUCUAUUUGUAUACCCAACCAAAUUUCAGUGAACCUUAUGAUAUCGAUAUGAACGAUGUGGAAACAUUAGCAAGGUCACCAUUUGACUUCAGAAAUCCCACCACCUUUAUGAUUCAUGGCUGGAAUGAUGUAUACACAAGUGGAGCUACAGGAAGUAUUAGGGAAGCCCUUUCCAAAACAGAUCAAUCCAAAAAACCGAAUUUCAUAUCUGUCGAUUGGAGAAUAUACAGCAAAUUUGAGAACUACACUAAAUCCCAACAGCUCUGUUCGACAGCUGGAAAAGAGGUAGCAAAGUUCAUUGAUUGGAUGCAUGAGAACUCCAAGUUACGAUUUGAUACCUUGACUUUGUAUGGCCACAGCAUGGGUGCUCAAGUUGCUGGAUUUGUUGGAAAGAAUGUUCAACGGGGAAAAGUUCACACCAUUUUAGGAAUGGAUCCAGCUUUUCCAAUAUUCGAAAGCCUCGGUCCGGAAGAUCGACUAGCCGAAACCGACGCUGAGUACGUGGAAACAAUGCAUACAAAUGGUGGACAAUGGGGCUUCUAUCACCCAAUCGGUCAGACAGCCUUCUAUCCGAAUGGAGGCAAAUAUCAGCCUGGAUGUGGAAUUGAUUCAGACGGGAUGUGUUCUCAUCAAAAGGCUAUUUAUUAUUUGGCUGAAGCAAUUAUUUCUGGUGAGAAAAAUGAAUUUCAUGCAGUUAAGUGUGAUGAAUUGACGCAAGUGGAGGAAAGUAAGUGUAAUAAGUACGAAUCGAUAAUUAGAAUGGCUGAUCCAAGGAAUGCCCAAAAACCAAGGGGGAUUUUCUAUUUGGAAACAAAUAGUGAGGCGCCGUAUGCGAAGGGCAUAGCUGCUCUAUUGGAAAAAAAGGAAGGAAUAAAAAAACAUGCUCAAAGUUGAGACAAAUUUGUUUCAUUUAAUAU